GUGCAAUCGUGUAAACAAAUAACUUGUCAACCAUAAUUCGUCGAUUGAGUUGAUUUCAACUUCAUGUAAGAUCUCUACUAAUUCGAUAGAGAAGCGUGUCUUUUUCUAUAAAGAUAAUGUGGCACUAUUGGUGGGCGCACUUUACCUAUCAUCUUAUGAGGUGGUUCCCAAGAGACAACAGAAGAAAGAUAUUUGUUCUCCUAGGCCUUAUUUCACUUGGAUUGCUGGGGCCACAGUUUUAUGUACUAUAUCAUAAACACUCAACAAGAUGGUGUCCUGCUCAUCUGUUUGAAUUACUCAUUGUUUCCAUAAUUUUCACAUUCAUUUGUCAAGGAUUUUGUCUUUUGUUUAUGAUAAUGAAUCCUGUGCCAAGAGCUGUCAAGGUUUCAUUUCAUGUGUUUGGGAUUAUCUGUUUUGUGGAAACUCUAGUCCACAUUGCCUAUACAACUAGCCGGGCAGCAACAGAGGAUUGUAAAUCCUCUGCGGCUCCACUCUAUUACAUCUCCUACGCAUUUGCCUGGGUUGGUGCUGCAAGUCUAAUUUUCUUCUGCCUGAUGCUGCCUUUCUGGGUGAUCAAUGCAGUGAAGCCAACGUGUGUGCUGGACAUGAGGACCAGGGAGGGUGUGUGUUAUGAACCAGUCAAGUGCUGCUCCUGUAUGUGGCACGUCUAGACAACUGGACACCCAUUACUCCAUAUUGCCCUUGAACUGUAUUCACGAAUCAAACAAAAAAUUUUGUUCUACUUAUUCCUAUUUGUACAAAAUUUAAAUUUUCCUUUGAUCUAGGUAAGGUACAACAUAUUUUGGAGAUUUAUGACUGUUGAUAAAAUGCCUUUUUCAUUGUAGCUCUUUAGCGUAGUACAUAAGCAAGUUUCAUACAAUAUUGAAGGACUGAUGUUUAAAACUUGCUCUAGCUGGUCUGUUAAGCUAUUCAAUUGUCUUCAGGGGGAAAUAAACAACAAAAUGAAGCCAUAUUACAAUCAUAGACACUAGUAUGGACAUUCUGGCUUAAACCAUAUAUGCAAUGUAAUUUUGCAAGAUGAUAUACCUUUGCAUAGAGAAUGUUGAUUUUUUUAGGCAUGUCAUGUUAUAUUUUUUUUUUUUAGACUUUAUACAUGUAUAUACAUAUAACUUGAUUUAUUUCUUUGAAUUUCUACCUACUGUUGUCUUCUGAUUCAUAUCAUCAAUCUUUGUAUUUAUGUCAGCUGGUCUGACACACACAAAUAUAUUGUUCAAAUACUCUAUCAUUCCAGAAUGAUUAUGUAAAAAUAUGCUAAUCAUUAUAUUUUCUUUUAAUGAGCUAUUGUUAAUACUUGUCUAUAUAUCAUAACAUUUGUUAAUUUUUCAUACAUGUAUAAAUAACCAAUAAUCAUUUUAAUAUGUAUAGAGAACAUGUCGGUAAUAUAUAUAUAUAAUGUAUUAGAAUUUGUUCAAAUAAUAAAUCUUUAAAAAAUAGAC
This is a messenger RNA of Saccostrea cuccullata (small rock oyster), 1457 nucleotides long. RefSeq lists its product as uncharacterized. Lineage: Eukaryota; Metazoa; Mollusca; Bivalvia; Ostreida; Ostreidae. The transcript is spliced from 6 exons. Bases 117 to 671 code for a protein of 184 amino acids. The record is from RefSeq and is a predicted model, not a curated record.